This is a messenger RNA of Etheostoma spectabile (orangethroat darter), 1828 nucleotides long. It is a transcript of the gene tmem38b, whose product is annotated as transmembrane protein 38B. Lineage: Eukaryota; Metazoa; Chordata; Actinopteri; Perciformes; Percidae. The record is from RefSeq and is a predicted model, not a curated record. Gene Ontology annotation, biological process: potassium ion transmembrane transport. Gene Ontology annotation, molecular function: identical protein binding; potassium channel activity. Gene Ontology annotation, cellular component: membrane.
ACAGGAAUUCCUGCUAUGCGCCGGUGACCGCGAUCUGGUGUUCCAGAUCUGUUGCCUGGCGACGAGUGGCGAUCAACUAACCAGCUGUGAACAACUUGGCAGCAGUUUAUCCGAAGACACACAGCUGUUUGGGUCAUUGUCAGACGUUACAGGCGGUGGAGGAAGCCCUGAUGCUCUGAGUUGGAUCCGUGCCUUUUCCCUACUUGAACUCUUCGCAGGGAUUAACGAGAGCAGCUUCCUCUUGCUAAGGGGUUUCACAGAGACGAUGAUGGAUUUGUUCGAGGCGUUGCAUUUGGACGAGCUGUCCCACGGACUGGCAAACUUGUCAAUGUUUCCAUACUUUGACAUGGCCCACUACAUCGUGUCAAUCAUGGCUCUGAGGGAGCAGCCAGGCGUUCUUGAGGUUUCCAGAGUCAGCCCCUUAGCCUGCUGGUUCAGCUCCAUGCUCUUCUGUUUUGGUGGAGGUGUGCUGUCUGCCUUCAUGCUGGCCGAGCCAGCCGUUGCACCUUUGUCCAACAGCACCAGUGUUCUGCUUGCUUCAAUCACAUGGUACCUAGUGUUUUACUGCCCCAUGGACCUGGUUUACUGUUGUGCUGCCCGGCUGCCUCUCAGACUAGUGCUGUCAGGGAUGAAGGAAGUGACCAGGACGUGGAAGGUGCUCGGAGGGGUUACCCAGGCACACAGUAAAUACAAAGACAGUCUGAUGGUUAUGAUUGCCAUUGGGUGGCCUAAAGGUGCUGGAGGUGGUCUGAUAAGUAAUUUUGAGCAGCUUGUUCGAGGCGUUUGGAAACCAGAGACUAAUGAGCUCCUCAAAAUGUCUUACCCCACCAAGAUCACCCUGAUAGGGGCGGUGCUGUUUGCUCUGCAGCAGACCCAUUAUCUGCCUCUCCAGAAGCACCACCUGAUGCUCAUCUACACCACAUUCAUCGUUGUCAACAAGUCAAGGAUGAUGCUGACAGGCUCCUCUGCCUCACCAUUCGCUGGCAUUGAGUCGGCCAUCUAUAAGACCCUUUUCACCGGCCACUCCCCUUAUGCUGCCCUCACUAGCGAGGAAAAGAAAGUGUGCAUUAAUAACGGCGCAACCAACGGGACGACCUCAACUGCCACAACCGGUGGGAAUAGAGUAGCGGGGAAGAACACCCUGGUUUCUCCUGUCAACGGACAAAGUGGAUUGCUCAGAGCCAAAGAGGAGUCAGAGAACGCAGAGAAAACAAGCUGCAAGAAGACCAAAUAGUCAGCCCCUGCCCCGUAGCGACUUUUCACCUCUAAACAGGGUUGUUAAGUCAUUUCUGAUUCAGAUUGGUCACUUCGGGACUUAUUUAUGUGCUAUUUUUCUUUUAUCAAAACAUGUUUUUGUUCCAUCUAAUUCCUGAGAACAAAAAAAAAUUUUAAAUGUAAAUCUGCUGACUCCAAAAGUACCCUGCACCUUAUUGUUGGAUAAUCACCCCGUCCUUAAAGUACUGUAAUAUUUAUGCUGGAUGUGAAAUUCAUACCAUCCUCGAGCAGAUUGCAUACUUGCAGUAAAAUGUGUAGCGUGAUUUUUUAAUAUAUAUUUAUAAUAAUUUAAUUUCUGGGUUUUGGGAACACCUGCUGAUCUUUGAAUGUUUUCUGCUUUGUGUAAAUGCGGUUUUUCAUACUUUGAAAUUAUUAGAAACAAUUUUUUAAAGAGAGAUUAUAUUCUAUAUUCUUGUCUUCAUACUAAAUAAUUGCACUCUUGAAUGUAUUUUAAAAUGGAUGACAUAUUUUUAUUGUAUGCUGUUUCUUCUGGUAAAUGCUUUGAAUUACACUUGCAAGCAUGAGAGUAAACAGGUUGAAAUGCACCAUAAAA